Messenger RNA from Leopardus geoffroyi (Geoffroy's cat), 1962 nucleotides. RefSeq names its product FKBP prolyl isomerase family member 6 (inactive) (gene FKBP6). The transcript is spliced from 9 exons. The record is from RefSeq and is a predicted model, not a curated record. The coding region runs from base 44 to 1027 and encodes 327 amino acids. NCBI's taxonomy places the organism in Eukaryota, Metazoa, Chordata, Mammalia, Carnivora, Felidae. Gene Ontology annotation, molecular function: protein binding; peptidyl-prolyl cis-trans isomerase activity.
ACGAGGGGUUGAGGGCUCGUGCGCGUCGGCAGGCCACGUGGCGAUGGGGCGCAGCGCGCAGAACCCGGGGGCCCUGCAAGGGGACAACGCUUCCGGCCAGUCUCCAUACCAGAGGUUAAGUCGGAGGAUGCGGGACAUUUCCGGGGACCGGGGCGUGUUGAAGGAUGUCAUCCGAGAGGGUGCUGGAGAGCUGGUGACACCCGAUGCUUCCGUGCUAGUGAAAUAUUCCGGAUAUCUGGAGCACAUGGACAAGCCUUUUGAUUCUAAUUGCUUUAGGAAAACUCCUCGCUUGAUGAAACUUGGAGAGGAUAUUACACUUUGGGGCAUGGAGCUGGGCCUUCUGAGCAUGCGGAGAGGAGAGCUGGCCAGGUUUCUGUUCAAACCAGCCUAUGCCUAUGGAACGCUGGGCUGCCCUCCCUUGAUCCCCCCAAACACUACUGUCCUGUUCGAGAUUGAGCUGCUUGACUUCCUGGACUCCGCUGAGUCAGACAAGUUUUGUGCCCUUUCAGCUGAGCAACAAGAUCAGUUUCCGCUUCAGAAGGUCCUAAAAGUGGCAGCUACUGAACGGGAGUUUGGCAACUAUCUUUUCCGCCAAAGUCGUUUCUAUGAUGCCAAAGUGAGGUAUAAACGGGCCUUGCUGCUGCUUCACCGGCGAUCAACACCCCCUGAAGAGCAGCACCUGGUGGAAGCAGCCAAGCUUCUUGUCCUCCUUAACCUGUCCUUUACAUACCUGAAGCUGGAGCGGCCCGCCACGGCCCUGCGUUAUGGAGAACAGGCUCUGAUCAUUGACCGGAAGAAUGCCAAGGCCCUCUUCCGGUGCGGACAGGCCUGUCUUAUCAUGACUGAGUAUCAGAAGGCUCGAGAUUUUCUAGUCCGAGCCCAGAAGGAACAGCCCUUCAAUCAUGACAUCAAUAACGAGCUGAAGAAACUGGCCAGCUAUUACAGGGACUACACAGAUAAAGAGAAAGAAAUGUGUCACCGAAUGUUCGCUGCUUAUGAUAGUGGCUCUACAGUAGGAGAAAAUUGAAGGACUCCUGUUGGUUGGAUGUUAGACCUUCUGCAGGGAUCCUCUAUGUCCUUUAUGUUUCUUUACAUUUUUUAAAAUAUUUAUUUUUGAGAGAGAGUACAAGCAGGGAAGGGGCAGAGAGAGAGAGAGAGACACGGAGACACAGAAUCUGAAGCAGGCUCCAUACCCUGAGCUAUGAUCACAGAACCCAAUGAGAGACCAUGGAACUCCCAAACCAUGAGGUCAUGACCUGAGCCCUAGUCGGACGUUUAACUGACUGAGCCACCCAUAAACCUUUACGUUUCUGUAAAAUUGUCUCUCUUAACUCACUGCCCUGCCUCCUGCCAGGAAACAUACCUCAUUUCCAACUCUCUCCUGUUGGCUUUUUUUCAUUUCAGCAAAUAUUUGAAACCACGAGAUCUUUUCAGAUUUCCCUCUUUUAUAGUUUCCCUCUCUCUCCACCUUUGUAUUAUGAAAUAUCUCAAAUUUAGACAAGUAGAAUAAUAGGAUUUCCCCCAUGUAUUCAGCAUUCAGGUUUAAUAGUAUCAACAUAGAACCAGUGUUUCCAUCUGUGACCCCACCCAUUUCUUCCCCACCCCUAGCACUGUCGGGGUAAUUUGAAGUGGAUCCUAAUAAUACUGUCAUUUCAUCCACAAGGAUUUCCCGUUUCCUUAUGUACCUCUAAAAAAAAUAAGGACCAUUCUUGCACAUUUUCUUUUGUUUUCUGAAAUGUUUAUUUUUCUGCUUACUUGCUUUCAUCUUUCUCUUUUCCAUGUUUCAUGUUGCAGACUUUCCACAGUUGUUUUUUGGUUGCCUGUUCACACUUUAGAACGUAGCAAUAGAAAAAUUGAUCAGGAGUUCUGUUAGGGGAGCCUGGCUAGCUCAGUUAGUUAAGUGUCAGACUCACGUUUUCAGCUCAGGUCAUGAUCUCAUGGUUUGUGAGUUUGAGCCCCGCG